GCCGUGUCACUACCUGAAUCCGGACGCUUCAAGUUUUAUUUUAGGGGGGGGGGGAAUCACCACUCUGGGUCUAGAACGAGCGAGAGAACUAAAAGGCUGCUGCUGAGUGCCCACGAAGCUCAAGAAGAACCUCCCUGGAGACACAGCCCAGCCUCCCCUCCCCCGCCUCGUUCCUGGGGUAGAAGGGGCCGUGGCCCUGCGACUUUCCUGCGGGUCUUUGACAGCACGCUGCCUCGUCGGGGUCUCGGGCUCUUCUUUCCACCCCUUUCUUCGGACGUGAGGCCCAGCCACCCGGCACCCCGGCGGGCGGGAAGGGUAACACCGAGGCUCGCGCGUCGGGAGGACCCCUCCCGCCUCUCCCCCCCCCGUGGUUCCAGACAGUGGAAGACCCUCGGGGAUAAGUCGGGGUAGCGGAGAGGCCCCGCCGGCGGGCUGGCUGUGGCUCCGGAACCGGCAUCUGGAGGGCGGCCCCCGGGUGGAGCCUCCCGCCGGCCGCCCACCUGGGGCCGCGGCGCGGCCUCCCUCCCGCUCCCCGGCCGCGUGGCUUGCGGCUUGUUUUCCCAGCUGGCAAGCGUCGCGCUGCAGACAAGGGCAUGCCUGUGGUCCUGCGUGUUCCGGAGUUCCGGGGCAUCCUGAUCCUGCUCAGCCCCUUCCAGGUGCAGAAGGGUUAAGAAUGAUGAAGAAGAGGAGGAAGCGAGGCGCGCCCCCCGGCCCAUGCCGCAGCCGGAGGCCCGGCCCAGCGACAGCGCCCGCGCCGCCGCCCUCGCCGGAGCGCACGAGACCUGCAUGGACGGGCAUGGGCGUGAGAGCAGCACCUUCCUGCGCCGCCGCCCCCGCCGCCGCCGGGGCUGAGCAGUACGGCCGCCCCGGGCUCUGGCCGCCGCCGCCGCUGCUGCUGCUGCUGCUGCUGCUCGGCCUCGGGCUGCUCCACGCAGGUCAUUGCCAACAGCCAGCACAAUGUCGAAUCCAGAAGUGUACCACAGACUUCGUGUCCCUGACUUCACACCUCAACUCUGCCGCUGAUGGCUUUGACUCUGAGUUUUGCAAGGCGCUUCGUGCCUAUGCUGGCUGCACCCAGCGAACUUCAAAAGCCUGCCGUGGCAACCUGGUGUACCAUUCUGCUGUGUUAGGGAUCAGUGACCUCAUGAGCCAGAGGAACUGUUCCAAGGAUGGACCCACAUCCUCUACCAACCCGGAAGUGACCCACGACCCUUGUAACUACCAUAGCCACGGGGGAGUCAGAGAACACAGGGGAGGGGACCAGAGGCCUCCCAAUUACCUUUUCUGUGGCUUGUUUGGAGAUCCACAUCUUAGAACUUUCAAGGAUCACUUCCAGACAUGCAAAGUGGAAGGGGCUUGGCCACUCAUAGACAACAAUUACCUUUCGGUUCAAGUGACGAAUGUGCCUGUGGUCCCUGGGUCCAGCGCGACUGCUACUAACAAGAUCACUAUUAUCUUCAAAGCACACCAUGAGUGUACAGAUCAAAAAGUGUACCAAGCUGUGACAGAUGACCUGCCAGCCGCCUUUGUGGACGGCACCACCAGUGGGGGGGACGGUGACGUUAAGAGCCUUCACAUCGUGGAGAAGGAGAGCGGCCGCUACGUAGAGAUGCAUGCCCGCUACAUAGGCACCACAGUGUUCGUGCGGCAGCUGGGUCGGUACCUAACCCUCGCCAUUCGGAUGCCUGAAGACUUGGCCAUGUCCUACGAGGAAAGCCAGGACCUGCAGCUGUGUGUGAAUGGCUGCCCCACGAGUGAGUGCAUGGAUGACGGACAAGGCCAGGUGUCUGCUAUCCUGGGGCACAGCCUGCCUCGCUCCCCCUCAGGGCAGGCCUGGCCUGGCUACACACUGGAGACUGCCAGCACCCAAUGCCACGAGAAGAUGCCAGUGAAGGACAUCUAUUUCCAGUCAUGCGUCUUUGACCUGCUCACCACUGGUGAUGCCAACUUUACUGCUGCAGCGCACAGUGCCUUGGAGGACGUGGAAGCCCUGCACCCGAGGAAGGAGCGCUGGCACAUCUUCCCCGGCAGCCGUGGGGGGCGCGGGGGUUUGCCUGUUGGUCUUGGGCUCACAUGCUUGAUCCUUACUGUGUUUUUGUAGGGGUUGUUUGUUAGUUUUUGGUUUUGUUUUUUUUUUGGUUUUUGUUUGUUUGUUGUUGUUUGGUUUUUUUUUGUCUAUAACAAAAUUUUAAAUAUAUAUUGUCAUAAUAUAUUGAGUGAAAGAGUAUAUAUGUAUAUACCAUGUAUAUGACAGAUGUUUGUCCUGGAACACCAGAUUGUACAUUAUGUGUUUGGCUGUUUUCACAUAUGUUGGUUGUAGUGUUUUUUUUUGAUUGUAUCAACUUUGUUUUGAAGUUUUGUGAAAUGUUUUAUAAUGUCCCUGCCUAGGGACCUCUUAGAAAGCACUUUAUUUUUUAUAUAUUAAAUAUUUAUGUGUGUACCUGGUUAAUAUGUACAGUGCAUAUACACAGACACCACAGCAACCCAUUUGAAGGAGACCAGUUUGUAGCUACUCUGGGUGUCCCUCCUGCACUUCCCAUUGCUACUGAUUUGCCAAGGUACACAGUUCCCAAUGGAGCUGUCUCCUUUCCUUUGAAAUGUCAAUUUGAGAGGAAAGUGGUCCCCUCACUUGUAAGUACUUUUGAUUCUUAAAAUGUGGCUCUCACUAAAGAACCUUGUUUCCAACAAUUCAGUUUUUUAGAACGUGGGGACAGUAGUGCUACAGCUGCAGUCCUUGUUAUAAUUGUGACAUUUGAGCACAUAUGGCCUAUUAAGUUGACCCUUCUGAAGCUGCUGUUUGUUGACUCUGAGUCCGGUGAUGGACAUUUCAAGUAAAUUCCAGGCAUCUUACUAUACCUGAGCUAGUAGCUCUUUCUCAUCAUCUAUCCCUACGUAAAUUGUAGUUCUCCCCUCCUGUAACUCUUUAAGCAAAACCAAAUCAUCAGCUUAGUAGAGGUCAUACCUUGCUCUCCUUCUUUGUAAUUUGUAAAAAUCACUUUAACUUUCUCCUCCUUGGCUGCUUGGAAUUCUAACAGUGCUGUAUGGCUCUGCCCCAGCAUCUCCUUAAUUUCCCUCAGGAUUCCAAAUCCUGGCUGUUAGUGUUCCUCUGAUAUUGAGGUCCUGGAGUAGGCCGUGAGAACUGAAAAUCUUCCUUGGUGUACGUUAGUGCGCACUUGCCUCUGGAUGCUGUUCAGUCCUGAUGUUCAUAACUAGGCCUUGUGCUGCCCAAGUAGUAUCUGCCCUUUCAGCUCUCUGCCAUCUUGACACCUGUUGUUGAAUGUUAGGCAAUUGCACCUGUCACUUAGUGAAAUCCUGUAAGGUAAAAUCUCUCCUUGCCUUUUCCAUCCCAUUGCUGGUACCAACUGUAAAAGGAACAUGGCAAAAGUCAGUGGUGCCAGCACAGUUAACUCCUGAAUAGGUAGGUUUGUAUUGUUAUAUCUAAAUGUGAGUGUUUGGUUCCAAGAAGUGAUAUAAUUUGUGUUUUAAUAUUUAAGGUUUAAAUUAACAAAAGCAAAGAUGCAAACCUUAAAUACUCUAUAGUUAUUUAGGCUAGGGUGAUACUUUUUGCCACGUCCUGUUGGCCAGUGGCACUGACAGACUCAGGCUGGCAGGAAGAAGGAUAUUUUGUGAAGUUGUAUUUCUUAGAGAACUGAUACAAUGAAAAGGUGGGAUUGUGUGCUCAUUAGAAGGCGGCAGACUGUCACCCUGGGGCGACUCCAAAGCCACCCUGCUUCUUCCUCUUCAAGGUUGGACUCCAGCCUCACUGUGAAAGAACAUCCUAAGAAAGCUGGAUUAGGACUGAGCAGCUCUGAAGCAUGGCCACUUUUGUUCAUGUUCUUGAGCCAUGUGUCAAGAUCACUAGCUACUAGUAAUUGAGUAGAGCAAGAGAGGGAAGAUGUUGAUUAUUUAUAACCACUAUUUUUGUGCAAAUAGUAUAAAAGUAAAGCAAAAACAAAGGAAGUCUCUCCAGUGUCUGGCUUUAGAGCGUAAUGGCUGUCACCUCUAUCCUUUUGAGAACAGAACCACCAUGUCUACUCAUAGUUUGGAAGAGAAAGUUUGUUUGUUUAGCUGUAUCGUUUAGCUGGAAAGGGUGCCCGUGAGUGUACGAACUACAGCAGUAGCAUUAGUAAUAAAAUAAUAGUGUGAUGGUUUCUUCCCCAUAAUCCGUGUCCCUUUACGUCCUUUACAGAUCCCACAGAUAACUUUUAGAAAUGAAGUACGUCUGUAGAGAAGGGCCAGGUUUUCUUCGGGGUUUCUAAGGAACAUACUGCGUACAGUUGUUCCACUGAGACCAGACCAGCAUGUGUAUAGGCUACAGCUCUUCACAGGUCUCUGGAGAGAGCUUAAAACUUGGGGCAAAACACUUGGUUUUCCUAUGUCUCUACACGGCUCUUUCAGAAAAGAUUCAACAACACGUUUGCCCUCUUCACCGCGCUUGGAAACCCCCACGCUGUGCCGAGUCUUUGCAGAGAAACCUGUAGAUGUGGUUCAUAGGUGUAUGAGUAUCUGUAAAAACAGUGAGUGUGCAGUAUGUAAAUACUUUUAAGUUAUUAUGCUAGAAAAAUAAAGUUAUAGACCAUGCUGUCAAAUGUUUGUUCUGUGGUUAUAGUGACACCUGCUGGAAGAGCUGAGGAACUUCUGCAGAAGAAAAGGAGUAAGGGAGUUGAAAGUUGACAGGAUGUACUGCUUGCCCCCAGCUCAUUUGACUGCUACUGUAGUUUUUCCUUUAUAACCUUUAAACAGUUACAAAUAAAGCAGUGCCUGUGAUGCUGGCCGCUGGUCCUAAAGAUCUGUCUUUGAUGAGUAGCUUUGCCCCCUAAGGACACUGUACUUUGGUCUUUUGAAGACUCCUGGAAUGCAGCAACGUAGCAUGAUGGAAAUAUGUGGGAGGGAGGAUUUUUAUUUUGUUUUGUCUUUGAAGACUUGCAAGCCCUCGUAAACAGGGAAAUUUAUGUCAACUGGAUCAUCUGAGCUACAGAAACCAGAGGUGCAGCCCAAGGUGCGAAGUCGCGCCUGUAUAACAGCGGAGGCUACAUUCCCACAUGGCAUCCACGUCAGACAGCCAGCUUUCCGGAGACCAAGACUAGAGAAACUCCAAAAACACAGAGAGGAGACUUCAUAAACAGCAAGUGAAUUUGAGUUUUCUUAAACUGAAAACUUAAUCCUGUUAGUUGGCUGAUUUAUUUCAUUUUUUAAAAAUAUGUAUUGGUAGGACGGUCUUGGAUCACUAUAGACUUCCUCUGUAUUCCGUGAUCAAAGAACACCUCCUCACCCCCAAGAAGGUAAACAAAAGGAAGCCGUUCUAGUUCUACUUCCACUCCCUGUGUGUCUUCUAAAGGGAAAGUCAGUUUUUUUACAUUCACUCUUCUUCCCUCAGAGAACCUCUGGUAAGAUGCUUUACACUGUCAACUAAAUACAACGUGUCUCCCCACCCCCAGUGUCCUGUCAACACUUUGAAGUGGUGAUGUCUGUGUCUCCUCUCUUGUGAAUGGCUUGCACAUUGUCCUUCUUGCAACUAGGGCCGCACAUAGCCAGAGCUCAUUUUCAUUAGGAUGAUGUCAGAUCAACUGAGCAAACAUACUAAGGUAGGUCUAUCAAACUGCCAUCAGAAAAAAAAGCAAAAGUAGGGCAAUAGUUCCUAAUUGGAGGUUCUUUUCUUCAUGGCUGUCAGCCAUAACCAUCCUUCCAACCCCUAACUGGUUUCUGUUAAUGGGUGAUAUAUUUAUGAUCUAUUUUUUUUAUUCGAAAAUGAAAAGUACACCUCAAAACUUUAAAAAGGCAUUCUGUAACCAGAUCAAAUAUGUAAGACUAAAUCACAAAUGAGUUGGCAAAGUACAAAUGCGCCUGCCGUAAAUGAGCAGAUAAGCAGUCUUUACAACCAGGACUGUUUCAGGGUCUGAGACUAUAGUCAAGUGUUUGCCACACAAUCAUGAGGACCUGGGUUCAGAUCUAGAUCUAGUGGCACAGGCUAGUGAUUCCUGUUCUGGGGAAGUGAAGGCAGGAGGAUCUCUGUACUGAAUUAGUGAGCUCCAUGUUUAAUGAAAGGUGCUGUCUCAAAAAUUAAGAUAACCGGCCAUAGAGAAUGACACCCCAUAUUGACCUCUGCUCAUUACAUGUAUGUACACACAUCAACAGAACACUGCAAACACCACACACACACACACACAAAAGAAUAAUGGUAUGAGUAAGAAUGACUCCCAUACAAUAUCUGCCUGCUUGGUCCACAGUUGGAGCUUAGGAAGAAUUAGGAGGUGUGCCACUGGGAGUGGACUUUGAGGUUUAAAAAGGCCAGCCCAUUCCCAUUCUCUUGCUCUCUCUACCUCUUGCUUACGGAUCAGAUAUAAUGUCUCAGCUCCUGCUCCAGCACUUUGUUUGCCUGUCUGUUGCCAUACGCCCUGCCAUGAUUGGUCAUGGAUUCAACCCUCUGGAACUGUAAGCAAAUACCCAAUAAACUCUUCUCUAAGUUGC
Messenger RNA from Meriones unguiculatus (Mongolian gerbil), 6468 nucleotides. RefSeq names its product repulsive guidance molecule BMP co-receptor b (gene Rgmb). The transcript is spliced from 6 exons. Gene Ontology annotation, molecular function: coreceptor activity. The coding region runs from base 674 to 2101 and encodes 475 amino acids. NCBI's taxonomy places the organism in Eukaryota, Metazoa, Chordata, Mammalia, Rodentia, Muridae. Gene Ontology annotation, biological process: BMP signaling pathway. Gene Ontology annotation, cellular component: plasma membrane. The record is from RefSeq and is a predicted model, not a curated record.